UUUCCCCUUUGGUUUCUAGGUUGUUUUCGUCAACUUCCCUGAGACCCCUCUUUCUCCUCAGCAUGUCCCUUCUUGGCAUUCUCUUGCUGGAGAGAUGGAAGCCCAGAUUCCUAUUUGACUUCUCAGCACAGCCAUCGGAGGAGCCCGGAGGGGACAGUGAGGGGGUGACUUCAGGGGCACAGCCUCACCUGCUCAGUGUCCCUGAGCUGUGCCACUGUCUGGCAGAGAGCUGGGUCACCUUCAGGCUGUACCUGCAGGAACUGCUACAGUACAAGAGGCAAAAUCCUGCUAAGUUCUGCAUGAGUGUCUGUUCAGGCUGCCUGAUUUUGGCUAUAGUUGGACACUAUGUUCCAGGGAUAAUGAUCUCCUACAUCAUCUUGCUCAGCAUCCUGCUCUGGCCGCUCGUGGUUUACCACGAACUCAUCCAGAGGAUGUACACGCGACUGGAGCCCGUCCUGAUGAAACUGGACUACAGCAUGAAGGCAGAGACGCUCCACCACAAGCAUGAGAAGAAGAAGCGGCAAGGGAAGAGCGAGCCUGCGGUGGGCGACGAGCCAACAGCGGAGACGGAGAGCGAGAGCGAGGCAGAGCUGUCCGGCUUCUCCCCGGUGGUGGAUGUGAAGAAGACGGCGCUGGCCCUGUCCAUCACGGAUUCUGAGCUCUCUGACGAGGAGGCAUCCAUCCUGGAGAGCGGGGGCUUUUCUGUCUCAAGGGCUACCACCCCUCAGCUGACGGACGUUUCGGAAGACCUGGAUCAGCAGAGCCUGCACAGUGAGCCAGAGGAGGCAUUUUCCAAGGACCUGGCAGAGUUCCCCUCCGUGGAAGAGUAUCAUUCCAGAGACCUGGGACCACAGAGCGAUGAAGAUGCAUUCGGUGUGCCUCUGGGUCCUGAGCUUGCCCAUGUUGCCCAUGAGCUGGACUCAGCAGAGAAGGAGGCUGCAGACUCUGACCUCUCCAUCCUUCGCCUGGCGUCUCCUCUCCAUUUUGUAAAUACGCACUUCAAUGGGAGCGGGCAAGCGGCAGGAGGCGACGCGGAGCCAAAGCCUGGCCCUGCUGCAGGCCUGGGCAUCUGCAUUGACACGCUGAGCGAGGAGAUUGUCACCACUGCCAUUACCACCGCGGUGCAGAACACCCUCUCCGCGCUGCUGCGGUCCUCGGAGGCCAGCGAGGGGCCCUCCCUCUCCGAAUUCCUCCCCACGGAGCCUGAAGAGAAACUGAGCUUUCAAGCACAACUGUCAGAGACCGAAGCGGUGGAGACAGAGACAGCAGCUUCACCCGAGGACGAGGAGGAAGGAGAUGACUUUGAGCUACUGGAUCAAAGGGAGCUGGAGCAAAUGGAUGUAGAGCUAGGGCUUGGAGAGGAGCAAGAAGCAAAGGAGUCUCCUGCUGCUCUGGCUUCGGUUUCUCCCUCAUCCGCACCAGCUGAGCAGCUGAAGCAGGGAGAUGAGGAGGAGGAGGAGGAGGAGGAGGCAGCGAUGGCAGCAGCAUCUGUGUCUUAGGUCUUCUUUGUGCGUCCCUGUUUUCUCCAUCACUGUAAAGAAGGAAGAACUCGCAUGGCCAACGUGCAGUGGGUUUUAGAUAUUUGUGUUGACUGGGAUGGAAAAGUGUCAGUGUUAAUGUGCUGUGUCAGGAAUAACCAGUCCUUUCCAUCCUUCUAGAGCCCAGCCUUCACUGGCUGGGGGGAGCCCUUGCCCCGCAAGUGGGCAGGAGC
This is a messenger RNA of Tinamus guttatus (white-throated tinamou), 1711 nucleotides long. The record is from RefSeq and is a predicted model, not a curated record. Lineage: Eukaryota; Metazoa; Chordata; Aves; Tinamiformes; Tinamidae.